This is a messenger RNA of Lolium rigidum, 2021 nucleotides long. RefSeq names its product pentatricopeptide repeat-containing protein At1g09900-like. The record is from RefSeq and is a predicted model, not a curated record. Lineage: Eukaryota; Viridiplantae; Streptophyta; Magnoliopsida; Poales; Poaceae. Gene Ontology annotation, molecular function: protein binding. The transcript has a single exon. Bases 1 to 1995 code for a protein of 664 amino acids.
AUGGCCGCCGCCGCCUUCCCCCUCUGCUCGCCGCUACUCGCCGCCGCCUCUACCCACCAGCCUUUCCCUUUCCCGGCCCCUCCGAAUCCACCCAGAACCCACCGGCGGCGCUCCCGCUUCGCCGCCGCGGCCGCCUCCAGGUGGCUGAAUCGCAGCAGGAACCCACCGGACAGUGCCGCGGCCAACUCCAUAUGGGUCAGCCCUACCGCCUCGGCCCGCCCCGGCCAGACGCUCCGCCGCCUCGUCCAGCUCGGGGACCUCGACGCCGCGCUCCGCCUCCUCGGCUCCAUGCCCUCCUCGGAGCCGCCGCCCGUCAUCGCCUGCAACAUCCUCAUCAAGAAGCUCUGCGCCGAGCGGCGCCUCGCCGACGCGGAGCGCGUGCUCGACGCGCUCAAGGCGUCUGGCGCGGCGGACGCGGUCUCCCACAACACCCUCGUCGCCGGGUACUGCCGCGAGGGCCGGCUAGCGGACGCGGAGCGCGUGCUCGAGGCGGCCAAGGCCUGCGGCGCCGCCAACGUCGUCACCUACACCGCGCUCAUCAACGGGUACUGCCGCUCCGGCAGGCUCGCCGACGCCCUCGACCUCAUCGCGUCCAUGCCCGUGGCGCCCGAUACCUACACCUACAACACCGUGUUGAAGGGCCUCUGUGGCGCUAAGCAGUGGGAGGACGCCGACGAGCUCAUGGAGGAGAUGAUCAGGAACAAUUGCCAUCCCAAUGAAGUCACAUUUGCUACCCAGAUCCGCUCCUUCUGCCAAAACGGGCUGCUUGACCGCGCCGUCCAGGUUCUCGAGCGAAUGCCCAGGUACGGGUGCACGCCUGAUGUUGUCAUCUAUAGCACACUAGUGAACGGGUUUUCGGAGCAAGGGCGCGUGGACGACGCCGUCGAGCUAGUAAAGACCAUGCUAUGCAGGCCCAACACCGUCUGCUACAAUGCGGCAAUGAAGGGUCUAUGCAUUGCUGAACGAUGGGAGGAUGUCGGGGACCUCAUCGUCGAGAUGGUUAGGAAAGAUUGCCUGCCGAAUGAAGCGACAUUUAGUAUGCUAACCAGCUGCUUGUGCCAAAACGGGCUGGUUGAUUGUGCGGUGGAAGUUCUCGAGCAAAUGCACAAGUACGGAUGCAGACCUGAUGCCGUCAUUUACAACACGUUGAUCUACUGCUAUUCAGAGCAAGGCCGCGUGGAUGAUGCGCUCAAGUUACUGAACAGCAUGCCGUGCAAUCCUGAUACCAUUAGCUUUAACUCCGCUUUGAAGGGCUUGUGUAGAGCUGAGCGAUGGUACGAUGCGGAGGAGCUCAUAGCUCAGAUGCUUAGGGAGGACUGUCCUCUGAUUGAAAUGACUUUUAAUAUAAUCAUCGAUUCGCUUUGCCAGAAUGGUCAGGUAAACUACGCAAUCGAUUUGUUUGAGCUGAUGCCAAAGUACGGAUGUACACCUGAUAUUGUCACAUACAGUAGCCUUAUUAAUGGAUUUUCUGAACACGGGCUUGUGGAAUCUGCCAUUGAGUUGUUUCAAAGCAUGCCAUGUAAACCUGACAUCUUUGGCUAUAAUGCCGUGCUCAAGGGUUUGUGUGGAGCUGCGCGCUGGGAGGAUGCUGGGGAGCUUAUAUCUAACAUGGCUACAAAGGAUUGCCCCCCAAAUGAAGUCACAUUCAAUAUUCUAGUGAAUUCCUUGUGCCGGAAAGGGCUUGUUGAUCGUGCAAUUGAGGUUUUUGAGCAAAUGCCAAAGUACGGAAGUACACCAGACAUUUUCACAUACAAUGCCCUUAUCAAUGGAUUUUCGGAACAAGGCCGCCUGGAUGAUGCCCUCAAGUUAUUAAGCACAAUGUCAUGCAAGCCUGAUACCAUUUCCUAUAACUCUACAUUGAAGGGUUUGUGUAAAGCUCAGCGAUGGAGGGAAGCAGAGGAGAUUGUAGCUGAAAUGCUUAGAAACAAGUGUCCUCCAAAUGAAGUGACAUUCAAGUAUGCUAAUCAAUUAUUUAUACCAAACAGGAUAACUUGAGUGCCACAUUAUGAAUUUAUGCUUUG